Homalodisca vitripennis (glassy-winged sharpshooter) is the source of this 2665-nucleotide messenger RNA. RefSeq lists its product as uncharacterized. The transcript is spliced from 5 exons. Bases 119 to 2665 code for a protein of 848 amino acids. Lineage: Eukaryota; Metazoa; Arthropoda; Insecta; Hemiptera; Cicadellidae. The record is from RefSeq and is a predicted model, not a curated record.
GAAACUUAUUUUACAAUUAGCUUUGGAGGACAAUGUAAAUAAUUCUCAGCAAUUACUAUUAUUACCAGAACAAACUACUAAAGAAAACAAUGAAACAAACGUCUUAAGCUUGUCUUCGAUGGACACAAAUCCUGCACCCUCAUUGACAUCAUUACAGGCAGUUGAUCCGUUUGUUCUUCUCAACAAUGAAAAUGAAUAUAUAAUGGAAGUCGAAUCAGAAAGUAAUAAAGAAUUCGCUACUGAUGAAAAUAUUGUUUGGAAUGAUGGUAUUACCAACCAGGAUUUUCAGUCAUAUGAUAUCUCCUUUUCAUCGCAAGGCCUAGUUGCUGAAGAAGAGGAUAGUCUUCAAGAAUUGGCUGUCUCUGGUAAUGCAGAUAUCCCAUCACCAGGAACUUCUGUUUUGUCAUCUAACGUAGAUGACACUGAUAUUGAUAGCACAUACUGUCCUCGUUUCAACUCAGAGUCAGAACUAUCUACUGAUGAGUCUAUAGUGAGUAUUCCUAGAGUUGCUUCAAAGGUUUCAAGUGACAGUACUUCUUAUGUGAGGAGGAGCCAAAAGAUAGCUCAAGACAAAAUUCUACUGGUUCCUUACACUGAUUCGGACACGGAGGAAGAAGCAAACAAAACCAAUCCUAAUGUAAAAAAAGGAAAGAAGAGGGUGAGGAAUGAAAACAAAUGGAAAAAAUGUGUGAGGAAACAGCUAAGAGUUAGUGGAAAAAACUAUCUUAGUGCUAAGGGAGCAGAGAUUAAAGCAAGAUCUCUGAAAUCUCCUUGCAAAUCUACUUGCCGUCUCAAGUGCUAUCAGCGCUUUACCAAAGAUCAGAGAGAAGGUAUAUUUUCAGAUUUUUGGAGAGAAGACAGAGACUGGGAUUCUAAACGUCAGUUUGUUGUUUCCUGUAUAAGCAGCAAGCCUGUCGCUAGGUCCAGGAAGAAAGAUGGCUCAAAGGGAAACCGGGCUCAAAGUAAUAAAUUUAGUUUUCAAAUAAAUAGUUGUGAAGAAAUAGUCUGCAAAACAUUUUUCCUAAACACUCUGGCUAUCUCUGAGAUGUUUAUGCGAAUAUCACAACAGAAAACAAGCAAGACAGGAAUGGUUGAGCCUGACCAAAGAGGUAAACAUGUACCUGGAACAAAAAUUAAGAAUGAAAUAAUAGAUGGAAUUAAAUCUCAUAUUUCAAAAUAUCCAGCGUAUCAAAGCCAUUACAGCAGAGAACGUACAAGCAGGAAAUAUUUGGGCAAUCACCUCAACAUUAACAAAAUGUAUGGACUGUAUGUUGAAGAGUGUAGAGAAAAACAAGUUAAUCCUGCAAAGAAGUGGUUGUUUAGCAAAGUGUUUAAUGAGGACUUUAACAUGGCAUUCAAGUUACCAGACAAUGACACAUGCGAUGUGUGUGAUGAAUUUGAAUGUAGAUUGAAGAAUAAACAAAAUUCAGAAGAAUUGGAAGAGAUUAGCAGGAGACACCAAGAGCAUUUAGAUGAGGCUGCGUCCAGAUAUCGUUUGAAAAGGGAAGACAAACUUCAUGGAAAAGAAGAUCACAAAAGCAAAGUAGUAAUGGCUGACCUUCAAAAAUGUCUCCCUACACCUAAUCUUACAAAUUCACAAAGCUUUUACCUAAGGAAACUUUGGACACUAAAUUACACGAUUCAUGAUCCUGCAAACAAUAAGACCUGGUGCAUGCUAUGGGAUGAAGUAACAGGGGGUAGAGGUGGAAGUGAAAUGGCCUCUUGUUUUUAUGCUUGGGCAAGUAGAGAUAUUAUUGAAAGCGGAAUUGAGAAAUUAACCGUCUGGACAGACAACUGUAGCGGACAAAACCGUAACAUGAACAUGAUUUUAAUGUAUAUAUGGUUAUUGAAAACUAGUCCAAACUUGAGAGAGAUAAAUCACAAAUUUUUGCUUCCAGGUCACACACAUAUGGAAGUAGAUGGCCAACACAGUAUAAUUGAAAGAGCCAAGAAACAUAUUUCUGGCAACACAAUAUAUACAUGUAAUGAUUGGGCAAAUUUUAUUGCUUCCUGUAAGAAGAAAGACCCCUUUGAAGUUAAGAGAAUGAAUUUAGAAGAUUUUCUAGAUUUCAUGGCCAUUGUGAAAGGCAGAAAAUCUGCUUUCGUAGCAAGAAAGAAAAACACUGAUGGUGAACCCUUUUUGAUAUCUGCAACUGUGUGGUUGCAACUUAGAUCUGACAAAGUGGGUGUUCUUUUUUACAAAACUAAUUUUAAAAAUGACACGUUCAAAGAAGUUGACCUAACCAGACGAUCUCUGAGAAAUCAAGAAGUUACAAUGCCUACAACCAUCCCUCAGCUAAGACAGAGCAAAAAGCCAAUCAGCUCACAGAAAUACAGAGAUCUCAUGACAAUUUUACAAUGGGUACCUAAUGAGUAUAAAGCUUACUUUCAACUCCUGCCCCAUGGAGAGGAUGCGGGAGACUUUCCAGAUGAACAUUCAACCUGGCAAGUUUUGGAGGGAAAAGAUGUUGAGUGGAAGAGUGUAAGCUUUACACCAGAUUCUUCAUUUCAUCAGCAAUUUAAUGUGGCAGUAACACGUGCUAGAGCCCUGCUAAUCGUAGUAGUGGGGAACCCCUGCACACUGAGUAGAGACCGAUGCUGGAAUCAGCUGUUGACUUAUUGUCAACAGAACAGUUCAACUAUCGGUGUCCAAAACUUAUCUUAG